Molecule: messenger RNA, 792 nt
Organism: Metarhizium acridum CQMa 102
Lineage: Eukaryota; Fungi; Ascomycota; Sordariomycetes; Hypocreales; Clavicipitaceae
Source: RefSeq, a predicted model, not a curated record
AUGCCCUCCCGAACCGAGUGUCCCGGCGGUGGUCACACUACAGUCGUAACUGAGACCAUUCCCAUCUCUACCACGGUCUGUCCUGUCACUGAGACUGAGGCUCCUCCUACAACCACUGCUACCACCAAGUGGACUACUUCCACCAUCUACACCACCCAGACUAAUACUAUCACCUCAUGUCCUCCCGAGGUGACCAAGUGUCCCGGCGGUGUCGUAACUGAGACCAUUCCCAUCUCUACCACGGUCUGUCCUGUCACUGAGACUGAGGCUCCUCCUACAACCACUGCUACCACCAAGUGGACUACUUCCACCAUCUACACCACCCAGACUAAUACUAUCACCUCAUGCCCUCCUGAGGUGACCGAGUGUCCCGGCGGUGGGCGGACUACAGUCGUAACUGAGACCAUUCCCAUCUCUACCACGGUCUGCCCUGUCACUGAGACUCACGCUCCUCCUCCUGCUGGCAACCAGACGUCUACUCUCUACACCACCCAGACCUAUACCAUCACCUCUUGCCCUCCUUCUGUGCCCAGCUGCCCCGUUGGCAAGGUCACAACCACUGUCUACCCUACUGGCACAACCACCAUCAAGGGCUGGACCUCUAUCCCCGCUGUUCCUACUCAUCCUACUGGAGUCCCCCCUGUUCCCACUCAGGCUACUCAGCCCACUGGCGCUCGUCCUUCCAAGACCACUCCGUCCUCCCCUCCCGUUGUCACUGCCGCCGCGGGUCACCUUGUUGGAAGCCUCGAGCUCGUUGUCGCCGCUGCAGGUGUUGCCGCUCUCUUCCUGUAA